Molecule: messenger RNA, 642 nt
Organism: Fusarium falciforme
Lineage: Eukaryota; Fungi; Ascomycota; Sordariomycetes; Hypocreales; Nectriaceae
Exons: 2
Coding region: 1-642 (213 amino acids)
Source: RefSeq, a predicted model, not a curated record
AUGUUUUCUUCGCCGCCCAAGGGGCCUUCGGGCCAACGGUCGACCACCCGUAAUCCGCAACCAGCAACGCCCUCACAUAUUGGCGCGAAUGCAUCGCAGCCCAACCCUUCUGAACAAACAAUGAGCACUGCAACCCAGCUUACCCCUUCCCGAGCGACCCAGCUGGCUCAGGCUAACUCCCCCAACACCCCUUUCGACAUUUCAUCCGACUCUGAAAGUUCGGAGUCCGAUUUCUGUGAGAUUCGGCAUAUUCAGCCUUCUCCCAACAGAAAGCGUAAUCUCCCCGCGGCGGACCAGCGAGUCCAGCCCAGCAAGAAGGCAAAGACCGAGCAAACGCCUCCUGUGACUUCUGCUUCUGUCAACAAGAAACCGACUUCCCAAGCCUCUGGCCCUUCUCGUGCUCCGGCUCAACCCUCUUCGAGCGCCGCAGCUCCAAGCCGCAGCAGCUCGGUGUCCUCAAAGGCCGAACCUGCCGUCAAAGCCAAGUUUCUCCCUCAGUCUGACAACAGCUCCGACUGCUUCAUUGAAAAGGUCCUUCCUUCACCAAAGCGACGCCAACAGACUCAGCCUCAGCCCGGCAAGAGAAGACGCAUCGACCGCGCCGGCAACGCUUCGGCCCUUGUCAGCGAAGAGAGCCGCUAG